Messenger RNA from Jatropha curcas, 1965 nucleotides. RefSeq lists its product as uncharacterized. The record is from RefSeq and is a predicted model, not a curated record. Lineage: Eukaryota; Viridiplantae; Streptophyta; Magnoliopsida; Malpighiales; Euphorbiaceae. Gene Ontology annotation, molecular function: phosphatidylinositol transfer activity.
AAAUACCGCCACAUCUCUGGGUGUCUUAAUAUCCUAACCAUAAAACCAAAUUAUUAUUUAACUUUGUGCCAAAAGGCUAAGCAUUACCUACCCAGUUUCCCGGUUUCUUUAAUCGAUUUUGCCCAUGUGUGUGGAUCCAGAGACUGAUACUAUUUCUUCAAAGUAGUCGCGACCCAAUUCACAACCUUUAUUGCUAAGCCUACCCUUUUCAUAGUUGACCUGGUUUCUAUCAUUCUAUGGUUUGCACCAGUUGAACUCCUAAAGAAUCGCUUUGCUCUGUUUUUUCAGGCUAAAAUUACUUAAUUAUCUAAUCAGUCAGAACUGGCACCAAUAAUAUUCCGUGUUUCCGAAAAAUGUCCUUUGUGCAUUAAUAGAACAGAGAUAAGAGAAGAUUGGAUUGCUGAUUUAAUUAAAAAAUGGAGGGCAUGUAACAUACAAUGAGUGAGGGUCUAAAGAAAUCUUCUUCAAAUGGCUUUGAGAAGGCUUUGAAAACUGAAGAACAGCAAGCAAAGAUUAAUGAGGUGAGAAGGUUGGUGGGGAUAUUGCCAGAGAAGCUGUCCAUUUAUUGUUCUGAUGCAUCAAUCUCUAGACACCUAAGGGCACGAAACUGGAAUGUGAAGAAGGCAACAAAAGUGCUGAAAGAAACCUUAAAAUGGAGAGCAGAAUAUAAACCAGAAGAGAUUCGCUGGGAAGAAGUUGCUCGUGAAGCAGAGACAGGGAAAAUCUAUAGAUCAAAUUAUGUUGACAAGCAUGGGAGAACAGUUCUCGUCAUGAGACCUAGUUGCCAGAACACAAAGUCCACGAAAGGGCAAAUUAGGUACUUGGUGUAUUGCAUGGAGAAUGCCAUUUUAAGUUUACCACCAGAUCAGGAGCAGAUGGUUUGGCUGAUUGAUUUCCAUGGCUUCAAUCUGUCACAUAUUUCAUUGAAGGUGACAAAGGAAACAGCCCACGUUUUACAGGACCAUUAUCCCGAAAGGCUGGGUCUGGCGAUACUGUACAAUCCACCAAAGUUCUUUGAACCAUUUUGGACGGUGGCAAAAGCUUUUCUAGAGCCCAAGACUUACAAGAAAGUCAAGUUUGUUUACUCAGAUGAACUCAACACCAUGAAAAUAAUGGAGGAUUUAUUUGAUAUGGACCAGCUCGAGUCCUCAUUUGGCGGCAAAGACUGUUCAGGUUUUGAUAUCAUUAAGUAUGCUGAGAGGAUGAAGGAGGAUGACAAAAAGAUGCCUUUGUUCUGGACUAGGGGGAUGACUCCUGCAGUGCCACAACCAGCAUUAACAUCUGCUGCUUCCUUGAAUCUCAGCACAGACUCGCAUUCUGAUGCUUCUGAAACCGAUGAAACAGACAGUUCUCAGCUUCGUGGAGUAGAUUCAGAAACGGUAUCCCCCGACGGCAAUGCACCUGUGACUGAGCACAGCAGUAAAGUCUCAGAAAACAUACAUCCAGAUGAAGCUAUAACCCAUGAUGACCAUGCACAUGCCUGACUUUGGUCAAGGUAUGAUAACCUGAUUUCUGACUCAUCAUUUUAGUGAGACUUGAAACCUCAAAAUUUCAUCAAGUUGUAUGAAUAACAGUCUGGAAAAUCAGCAAACGAUUUUUCCUCGUUGAGUUUCCUAAAUGGCGUUAUCUAUGUAAUGCUCCAUGUUAAAUGCAUGUAUUCUGACUCUUUUUGGCGGUUAAGAACAUGUUCGAGCUUAGAUGAAGAUUAUUCUAAUGCGAUUAGCAACCAGCUGUGCUGGAAAGGAAGGGUCAUAAUCUAUGACUAUUUAUGUCAUAGGCUAUUCUUGAACUCUGUUUUUAUGGCCUGGACCUACAAUUGGUAAUUGCAGUUGGCAUUUCUGUAACCAUGAAAUGGUGGACAUUUCGUUGUCUGCGCAAUUGUUUUUUUCUUGCAAUCCUUAUUUUCCAAGAACAGAUCAACCCUGAAAAUUCAUCUUGAAAGAGAUCAUCUAUUAUUGUUGGUGA